CCGCUGCCCGUCUCCGUGGGAUGAGCUGCCCGCUGCCCUGCGCCGCGCUUGCACUCAUGGGACUGCUCUUCUCCAGAACCAUGGCCUGGACUUCCAGCGGGAAGACGCACCCGGAGCUCGUCAACAACCUCUACAAAAAAGGGAUAAUUAAAUCCCAGCGAGUCUUUGAUGUGCUGUUGGCUACUGACAGAGGUCACUACAUCAAAUAUUUCCCGUACAUGGAUUCUCCUCAAUCUAUCGGAUACAAGGCUACGAUCAGCGCACCGCAUAUGCAUGCCCACGCGCUGGAAUUGCUGAAGGAUCAGCUCGUGGAAGGUGGGAAAGCGCUGGAUGUUGGAUCUGGAAGUGGAUAUCUUACAGCUUGCUUCGCCAGGAUGAUGGGCCCAACAGGGAAAGCUGUGGGCGUAGAGCACAUUACAGAACUGGUACAUGAAUCCAUCAGAAACGUCCAAGAAGAUGAUCCAACCUUGCUCAGCUCCGGCCGUGUAAAACUCGUGGUUGGAGAUGGCAGGCAGGGAUACCCCGAGGAGGCUCCUUACGAUGCCAUCCAUGUUGGAGCAGCAGCAGCGACGGUACCAAAGGAGUUGCUGAAUGAGUUGAAGCCAGGAGGUCGGUUAAUACUGCCCGUGGGUCCCGAAGGUGCCAACCAAGUUCUGAUGCAGUACGACAAAACCAGCGACGGGCAGAUCGUCGAAACGCAGCUGAUGGGUGUGAUCUACGUUCCUCUGACAGAUAAGGAAAAGCAGUGGCCUCGGUAAAGAUUUGCUCUCCCUUGAGGAGCGUUUCUUCCUCACAGCUGUCCCUGUGAGCUUGCUCUCCUUGACUGCUGGCUUUGCUGAGAGUCCUGGAUCCCUAGCAGCUGCUGUGUGCAAAAGAGAGAAGAAAGAGGCUUGGCAGUGGUAGGGCACAGCAGGAGAGCGGGAUGUAUUUUCUGUUAGAUAGGAUUUCUGA
Tauraco erythrolophus (red-crested turaco) is the source of this 951-nucleotide messenger RNA. The record is from RefSeq and is a predicted model, not a curated record. Lineage: Eukaryota; Metazoa; Chordata; Aves; Musophagiformes; Musophagidae.